Dama dama (fallow deer) is the source of this 2111-nucleotide messenger RNA. RefSeq names its product ribosomal protein S29 (gene RPS29). Gene Ontology annotation, cellular component: ribosome; cytosolic small ribosomal subunit. Gene Ontology annotation, biological process: translation. Lineage: Eukaryota; Metazoa; Chordata; Mammalia; Artiodactyla; Cervidae. Gene Ontology annotation, molecular function: zinc ion binding; structural constituent of ribosome. The transcript has 3 exons. The record is from RefSeq and is a predicted model, not a curated record. The coding region runs from base 99 to 269 and encodes 56 amino acids.
UGUCAGCACUGCCUUCUGGGUAAACGGUCCUAAAAUUUUGAAGAGCGCAUGCGUACGCUUUCUCGUUCUUUUUACCUCGUUGCAACCGAGAAAGCAACAUGGGUCACCAGCAGCUCUACUGGAGCCAUCCGAGAAAAUUCGGCCAGGGUUCUCGCUCUUGCCGGGUCUGCUCAAACCGGCACGGUCUGAUCCGGAAAUACGGCCUCAAUAUGUGCCGCCAGUGUUUCCGCCAGUAUGCGAAGGACAUCGGCUUCAUUAAGUUGGACUAACUGAACUUCCUUAGAUGGCUCAUCCAGAACAUCACCCCUCGGCGGAAAUAAUACUAGCUCUUUGUAUAUAAAAUAAAAGUUUUCAAAACUUCAAGUAUGAGUGAAAUCUUUAAAAAUUUACUUCUCUGGAUUCAACUUAAAAAUGCUUCUUUUCCCUGGCUUAUGCAAAAGUAUGCAUGCUGAACUCUUGUAAUGUCAGUUUUAGCUUUAUACUUCAAAAAAGCCGUUUUUUGUUAGUUAAGGUGCCCACUGCAUAUAGCAGCAUCCAGCAUAUAACCUGAGACAAUUGGACUCUUGAGCAGCAGUUGCUGUCAUUUAGAUCUGCUCUGGGUGGGAAAAAAAAGACCUGCUCUGAGCAUUUACCUAGUGUUUAGUAGUCCUGGCUUUUGGGAUAAUUCAUCAGUUUACAAGAAAGCUUGUAAAUUUCUCAGCGUGUUUGGGUGAGGUGAUUAAAAGUGAAAUGGGUCAUAUGAACAAAAGUAGCUUUUAGUGGGGCAGAGUUUAACAGAAAAACAAGUCAAUCAGAAUAGGCAGCAUGAAAGUUGAGCUAGUCAACUAGCACACAAGUCAAAAUGACUUAUGAAGAGGAAGACAGGAUUUGUUGAAGGAUUAGGUGUGGGAGAGAACCAAGAGUGAUUCUAAGGGUUUUGGCCUGAACAACUGGAAGGGUUACUCUUGAGCUAGGACUUGAGAAGGUAGCUUGGUUUAGGGAAGAAAAAGUUGAGUUUCAGGCAUAUUGAAUUUUAAAUGCUUAUUAGCCAUUUGUGUUAAGCUCUGAAGCAGGCAUUCAUCUGGGGUUGACAGGAGCCUAUCUUGAGCUCCCUCUGGGGCCCGCUGUUAGGUGGGGAUCUUGCAGUGUGUGGUGUGGCUUUGUCCCUGAAUAACCUGGAGAAAGAAAUGGCAACCCACUCCAGUGUUGUUGCCUGGAGAAUUCCAUAGAGCCUGGUGUGGGGUCACAGAGACAAGACUGACUAACCCUGAACUGAACUGAACUAUGACAAGAUAGGCUUGACUGGUUCUCAGGUUAUGAAUAGUGUCUGCUGUUUGGGGAUCUCAUUUUCCCGACUGGGUGAGAUCUCAGCCCUAAAGUCGAGAGAUUAAAUGAUAAACAUGGAGAAGGCUGUUCUGGGUUAUUCCCAAGAGCAGGUAAAAUGAAGAUUCAACAGAGUAGAAGGAAAGGCCAAAAAGUGGUAUGUUAGAAAACUUCAAAAACAGUUGAACACAGUGUAAGACUUGAGCUCAUGGAGGCUAGGGACCCUGAAGCUUAGGUCUCAAGAGCUUCAUGGUAAAUUCAGUUCUUACUGGCCCUGAGUUGCAGGAGUACAUGGUAAUUCUGUGGUGGACUUCUAACGAAAUUUUAAGUGUUUCUGGGAAAGUGUUUAGGGAACAGGUUUCAAACAGGGUAAGGAAGUGGAUAGAAUUUUAGGAGAGGAGAUCAGACAGGAAAGUGUUCUAUGUUACAGAUAGAGUGGCUGGGUGAGAAGCAAUACCAGCUGAGCAAGAGUAAAAAAUUUUAGGUGAAGAGGAGAGGUCUAAACAGUGAUUUAAGUAAAUGAAGUGAUAUAUUUGGGUAUGAGAACUGGGGGGAAGAUGAACACUGCUCUAGUGGGAUAGUCCUACGUAAAUGGUCUUGUAAGAACUGUGUGUUAGUUGAGAAUUAUGUGGAAGGGAACAUUCUCUAGUAAGUCCUGGCCCUGUGGGUGUGGUGGGUAGGAAGGCUGGUGUGAGCAGAUGGUCUCUAUUCAAAGUUGAAUAACUUACUGCUAAAGAUUAUUUUAAAAUGUAUGUGCCCCAACAUUGUAUAUCAACUAUGACAACAAAAUAAAAUAAUUUAAAAAGGUA